CUCCACACUGCCCUGCUCCUUGCCCCCAGGGAGCUGGCGUGAGGCUGGCUCGGGGCUUGGCAGUCCUGGCAGUGACACCCGGUAGCUGGGAGUGUCUUGUCUGCCCCGGGCGGUCCAGCCCUUCCCUGCCAGGUGCCCUGAGGAAACCCCGCCUCUGUGACAUGAAGUGAACCAGGACGUGGAGGCAAACAGGCGCUGCGGGGCUCCGUCACGGAUGCAGCAGGGGACACGGCAGGGGUGCUAGCAUGGGGCGCCUGGGACCGUGGUGGCUGGUUCUGCUGCUGAGCUGGGCCGUGCCUGGCAGCGUCUGGGCUGCAAGGACCGCAAGAGAGGUGCCAACAACUACAGGAGGUGUCUCAACCGUUCCCGGUGAAAGCACAGCUCUCCUGGGCAGCAGCAAAGCCACAGAGACCACCAGAGCAGACACCAGUAAUGUCUCACAGCGUGAAACAACAGCCACCACCCCAGCACCACUGACCACCCCUGCACUACAGGCCACCUCAGCAGCUCCCACCACCUCCUUUGCCCUUGACACCACCGCAGUGAGCCGCACACCCACGGGAGAGAUCACCGCAGGAGCCUCACGCAGCCUCAGGUGGGAUGAAUUCACAACGGUAGCAGCCGGGACACAAACUACAGCCAAUGUUCCCCCUUUGCCACUUAGGUCUACGGCUGGAUCCACAACACACACAACUCCAUUAGCAACCAUCACCAUGUCAGCAUCAGCUGCUAUAACAAAUCCUCCAGCAUCAGAGGUAACAACUCUCCGGGUUACCCCCGCACCAGAGAGCACAACACCCGCAGUGAGCUCCCUGGCAGGGACAGAGACCCCCAGCACCGCCAUGGACACCUCCACCGUUGUCUUUCACGCAACCGCUCCAGCCACGACAGCAAGUGCACAGUCCUCCAGCCCGGCAGCACAGACCACCAGAGCCAACAGUACGACAACUGUCUCCGUUGCACUGUACACCCCCAUGUCAACUGGUGCUGAACUGGAGGGAAAUACUACCGCCUUAACAGCAGCACCAACACCAGCAUCAGCACUGGUAUCCACAUCAACAGUAACACCAACACCGACGACAACUGUAGCCCUUCAGACCUCUCCCGCGGGCACCACUGCAGCCUCCACUACCUCCGUGCUCCAGGAAAUCACAACUCCGGUGCCUCUCCCCAGCACCACACUUGCAGGGGCCACCAGCACCGAGCCAGAAACAACCACAGCACCCCAAAGCACCACUCCCAUGGCCAGCACUGCCACCAGCACCACCACGGUGCCAGUUCCUCCUACCACCACCAUAACAGCAAGUGCACAGUCCUCCAGCCCAGCAGCACAGACCACCAGAGCUACCGAUACAACGACUGUCUCCACUGCUUUGUACACCACCUCCAUGUCAACUGGUGCUGAACUGGAGGGAAAUACUACCACCUUAACAACAGCACCAACACCAGCAUCAGCACUGGUAUCCACAUCAGUAGUAACACCAACACCAACAACUGUAGCCCUUGAGACCUCUCCCACGGGCACCACUGCAGCCUCCACUACCUCCGUGCCCCAGGAAAUCACAACUCCUGUGCCUCUCCCCAGCACCACACUUGCAGGGGCCAACAGCACCGAGCCAGAAACAACCACAGCACCCCAAAGCACCACUCCCGUGGCCAGCACUGCCACCAGCACCACCACGGUGCAGGUUCCUCCUACCACCACCACAACAGCAAGUGCACAGUCCUCCGGCCCGGCAGCACUGACCACCAGAGCUACCGAUACAACGACUGUCUCCACUGCUUUGUACACCACCUCCAUGUCAACUGGUGCUGAACUGGAGGGAAAUACUACCGCCUUAACAGCAGCACCAACACCAACAUCAGCACUGGUAUCCACAUCAGUAGUAACACCAACACCAACAACAACUGUAGCCCUUGAGACCUCUACUGUGGGCACCACUGCAGCCUCCACUACCUCCGUGCCCCAGGAAAUCACAACUCCGGUGCCUCUCCCCAGCACCACACUUGCAGGGGCCACCAGCACCGAGCCAGAAACAACCACAGCACCCCAAAGCACCACUCCCGUGACCAGCACUGCCACCAGCACCACCACGGUGCAGGUUCCUCCUACCACCACCACAACAGCAAGUGCACAGUCCUCCGGCCCGGCAGCACUGACCACCAGAGCUACCGAUACAACGACUGUCUCCACUGCUUUGUACACCACCUCCAUGUCAACUGGUGCUGAACUGGAGGGAAAUACUACCGCCUUAACAGCAGCACCAACACCAGCAUCAGCACUGGUAUCCACAUCAACAGUAACACCAACACUGACGACAACUGUAGCCCUUCAGACCUCUCCCGCGGGCACCACUGCAGCCUCCACUACCUCCGUGCUCCAGGAAAUCACAACUCCGGUGCCUCUCCCCAGCACCACACUUGCAGGGGCCACCAGCACCGAGCCAGAAACAACCACAGCACCCCAAAGCACCACUCCCAUGGCCAGCACUGCCACCAGCACCACCACGGUGCCAGUUCCUCCUACCACCACCAUAACAGCAAGUGCACAGUCCUCCAGCCCAGCAGCACAGACCACCAGAGCUACCGAUACAACGACUGUCUCCACUGCUUUGUACACCACCUCCAUGUCAACUGGUGCUGAACUGGAGGGAAAUACUACCACCUUAACAACAGCACCAACACCAGCAUCAGCACUGGUAUCCACAUCAGUAGUAACACCAACACCAACAACAACUGUAGCCCUUGAGACCUCUCCCACGGGCACCACUGCAGCCUCCACUACCUCCGUGCCCCAGGAAAUCACAACUCCUGUGCCUCUCCCCAGCACCACACUUGCAGGGGCCACCAGCACCGAGCCAGAAACAACCACAGCACCCCAAAGCACCACUCCCGUGGCCAGCACUGCCACCAGCACCACCACGGUGCAGGUUCCUCCUACCACCACCACAACAGCAAGUGCACAGUCCUCCGGCCCGGCAGCACAGACCACCAGAGCCACCGAUACAACGACUGUCUCCACUGCGCUGUACACCACCUCCAUGUCAACUGGUGCUGAACUGGAGGGAAAUACUACCACCUUAACAGCAGCACCAACACCAACAUCAGCACUGGUAUCCACAUCAGUAGUAACACCAACACCAACAACAACUGUAGCCCUUGAGACCUCUACUGUGGGCACCACUGCAGCCUCCACUACCUCCGUGCCCCAGGAAAUCACAACUCCUGUGCCUCUCCCCAGCACCACACUUGCAGGGGCCACCAGCACCGAGCCAGAAACAACCACAGCACCCCAAAGCACCACUCCCGUGGCCAGCACUGCCACCAGCACCACCACGGUGCAGGUUCCUCCUACCACCACCACAACAGCAAGUGCACAGUCCUCCAGCCCAGCAGCACAGACCACCAGAGCCACCGAUACAACGACUGUCUCCACUGCGCUGUACACCACCUCCAUGUCAACUGGUGCUGAACUGGAGGGAAAUACUACCACCUUAACAGCAGCACCAACACCAGCAUCAGCACUGGUAUCCACAUCAACAGUAACACCAACACCGACGACAACUGUAGCCCUUGAGACCUCUACUGUGGGCACCACUGCAGCCUCCACUACCUCCGUGCCCCAGGAAAUCACAACUCCUGUGCCUCUCCCCAGCACCACACUUGCAGGGGCCACCAGCACCGAGCCAGAAACAACCACAGCACCCCAAAGCACCACUCCCGUGGCCAGCACUGCCACCAGCACCACCACGGUGCAGGUUCCUCCUACCACCCCAGCAGAAAGGACAACGACAGCUGGCACCACGCUGGCAACAGUGCGCAGUACAACCGCACGUGUUACCCUCCUUGUAACUACAGCCGCUUCUACCACCCGCACCACUGCAGCACCUGAGACCAGCGGGACGGCCCAUGCCACCAUGUCGCCCUCUGGAACCACAACAGCUAGAAUGACAACUACACAGGGCACUGCUGCGCCAACCCAGAACACGACAACCACGCCUUCUGAAACAAGUGCUCUACCCUGGCCCCCAAGCACUCCCGGCAGCACGGCGCUGCAAUCACCCUCCGCGCUGCCCACCUGCCCGGCUCCUCCUGCCAACGCCACCGCGAAUCACCUCUUGCUGUCACUGGACGUAAGCACUUCGCUCAACCUCACCGACCCCGCGGUCAGGGACCUGAUUUUGUCGACGCUUCUCCAGGAUCUGAAGAGCAAUUUCCCCUGCACCAACUUCACCCUGCAGUGGAGGGGGGAAACGAAGGUGUGACGUGGACCUGUCGACCGGCAGCUGGGGCAAAGCCCUCGGGAUGAGGGCAGGGGGUUUCCUGCUGCUGCCGCCUGGGCCUGGAAGCAGAGCCCCCCUGCCGGGCGUGGAGACCCCUCGGAGGAGACCCUCUGUGUCUGUCAGCCCAGGCAGGUCUUUCCAGGGCCACAAACCUGUGUGUCCCCAAAAGCAAGCCCCGUAGGAGACUCCCCGGGGAACCCCAGAGCCGGGACCAGCAGCAACAUCUGGAUGCUGCCUUAAGGGCAAGGGUGGGGGAAGAGAGAGACCCGGCCAGUCUGGGCAGAGCGGGACUUGAACCCCAGACUCGCACAACCCAGGCGAGUGCCCUGGUUCCCGGGGUCCUGCCUGCUCCCUGGAGGCUGCUCCUUGAUCUCUGAGCCCCUGAGAUCUUGCAUGAAACAGCAGCCUCGUUUCCCCAGUGCGAGGCGCAGCCCCGAGAACGAGGAUGCCGACCGUCCCUUUGCGGGUCUGCAUGCGGCUGCAUCCCCGGCUACAAAAGAGAGGCCAGAUCCUGCCUUCCCCUGAGCAGAGGGGGGGGGGUGGUUUCUGGCCAAAGGGCAUUUCUGGCCAGGGUCAGGUUGUCUAGUGCAGGUAAAACGGGCACAAGAAAACCAGACCUGGGUUCUCACGGGGGACCAGAGGUGCCAGCCUUAUGGGACACAUUCCCUGCUCCGCUGCACGUUCAUUUAUAUGCUUCAGCCCUCAAAUAAAUUCCUGACUAGCUGG
Messenger RNA from Alligator mississippiensis (American alligator), 5009 nucleotides. Its product is annotated as mucin-2. The transcript has 5 exons. The coding region runs from base 246 to 4265 and encodes 1339 amino acids. NCBI's taxonomy places the organism in Eukaryota, Metazoa, Chordata, Crocodylia, Alligatoridae. The record is from RefSeq and is a predicted model, not a curated record.